CAGCCAAUAACGAGCGCAUUUCUCAGCCUCAACAGGAAACAAGGAAGCGUCCUUCCUGUUUGUAUUAGCUUCCUAUUUUGCAUUUCAAGCGAAAACCAUCCCUACGUUAAUGAGGAAUUUGGAGAUGCAAAGGACAGUCCGAUAGCUUUAAGUAACCAUGAGCGUGCCUAUGGUAAUUGGAAACCAGCUUAUCCUUGAAGAAGACUUUGAUGAAAGCUACAUUCCAUCUGACCAAGAUAUUAGAGAGUAUGCAGUGCAGAUAGGCAUCGAUCUUGACAAUGAGACAGAGCUCAUGUGGCUGGCCAAGGAAGGCAUUGUUGCCCCUCUCCCACCAGAGUGGAAGCCUUGUCAAGAUGUAACUGGAGAAAUCUACUAUUACAACUUCUCCUCUGGUGAGUCCACUUGGGAUCACCCCUGCGAUGAGCACUACCGCCGCCUUGUUAUCCAAGAACGUGAACGCAUCCAGCGCACUGUUGCAGCUGGUAGCUCGGGGCCCAAGAAGAAGAAGAAAACAAAAGAUAAAAAAGAUAAAAAGAAGAAGGAUUUAGUCAAAAGUGGAGGCCCAGGUUCAACCUUGAGGUCUUUGCCGCCCCCACUAGGAAGCCUAGCUCCUCUUGGUGGUCUCACUGCUCCUGUCCUUGGUUCAAUAUCUGGAUCUGUAUUCACACGCUCACUUGGAUCUGGUGGAUUGGAACCACUCAAAGCAUCUCCUGGGCCUCUUGGGGUACUCCGUAGCACCGGUGCUGCAAGUGAUUUAAGUUCCAAGAAGGAAGAAAAAUUAUAUCUUACUAUGCCUGGCUGUGAUGAUGGUGGUGAUAAUGAGUCAAGUAAGCAGUCUUCAGACUGGGAACUGAUGAACCUCCACCUAGAUAUGGAUGACCUCAGAGCGGGCAUGCAGUACGAGGACAGUGAUGCUAGUCCUGUAGUCCAAGCAGAGGAAAGGACUGAACCAGAAAUGCAGGACAUAUCUGGUGCCCACAGCUCUGAGCCACCAUCACGACAGGACUCUUUACGGGGACGACGUGUGUCCCCUCUGGAGGUUCAAAGCCUUCUCAAUGAGACUGUUGUCAAAGGAGGAGAUAAUUUUGAGAACGGAGAGGACAAAAAAAAACCCCAAGAUAAAUAUGAGGAACCAGACGAGAAAAGUGUUGACAAAAAAGGGAAAGAUGGCGAUAUUCACCAAGAGCAGGGGAGUGGUCAUGAGACUCUAGUAAAUGACCAAAAUAACUCCACUGAUGAUGAGGGUGAAAAGAAAGGCAAAGAAGAUGGUGAAGGGAUAGACUUUUUCAGAGACCAGGAUAAUUGUGACAAUGUAGUUGACAAAGAUGACAGACCUGAAAGAGUCCAGAAUGAUCAGAUCUGUGAGAGGGACAUGGAAUGUUUAGAGGAGAACAAAUAUGUGCAAGAGAAAGAGGAAGGCAGUCAUCUCAUUGAGGAUUCUCAAAGUAAUGACACAGACAUGAAGGAAAGUAACCAUGUGGGAGUUGUGCAUGAGAGAAUUGCAAAUGAUUAUGGUGAACAAGAUGGAGGAGAAGAAGAAAAUGGUGAAAGUCAUGGAGAUUUGGAACGAUGCUCCCUGAGCCAGAGAAAGUUGACUGAUGACGACGAUGUUUUGGCAAGUUGUGUAGCCAGUGAUGGAGAGAAACAGUGGGAGAGAAAAGAGUUGAAAGAUGAAUCAGAUGUCCAAAAGUCUGAAUCGGCAUCUCUGAAUGUGCAGGAGACCCUGGAAUGUUUUGAGAUGGAAACCGUUCAGUCUGCAGUGCAAAGCAAGAAGGGAACACUGGGUCCCCUAAAAGUGUGCCACGAAAAGAGGAAACCUGCCAAGAUGGACAGUGUCAAUAAAAAAUUGUUCCUUCCUGCAGAGAUGUCAGAAAAGCUUUUGGACCUUAAUGAUCAAUCUGGCCCUGUGAGUCUAUUGGAGGACAACGAUGACAGAGAAGAUGUGGAAGAUGAGAUGGAUAAGUAUAUAAAGGGCGAGGCUGCCAAGAGGCAUUUGCAGCCUGCAGAUAAAGCCAAAUCUCCAGAAGUAGACAAAGUUGUCCGCCUUUCUAGCGUUCAAAAUCACCAAACAGAAGCUAGUCACAUCUCUGCUGUGAAUCUUUACAGGCCUGAAAUAUCACGAGGUUGCCUGUCCCGAACUUCAAACUCUCUAAUCAAUGAUGCAGAAACUACCAUACAGAAACAUGUGACUCCAUUGGAGAAAGAAUCAAACUUUGGAAUCCGGAAAAAUGAAAACGAGGAAGAAAGUGAGAGGAGGAAGACUGAAAAAGAAAAAUGUAAAAAAGAGAGGAGCAGGGAGGAAGACAGAAAAAGUGGGGAUGAAAUUUGUGCAGUGGAGGACAAAGAAAAAAUAAUUGGGGAGAAGAACACCAAGUUAUUUAAUUUCCAGCAGACAAUUAGCAGAGAUGAAGCAGAGGAAAAGAAACGUUUGAAAAGAGAGAAGGAGAAGCGAAUAUCUCUUCUCAUAGAUGAGCUAAAGAGAGAGGAGGCAGCAGAGAAGAACCGAUUAAUGAAGGAAAACGAGAGGAGAAAGGGUCUCCUCCAAGAGGAGUUAAGAAGCAAAGAACAGGAGGAGGAGAAACUUCAAGAAGAGGGUGACGAAAAACUAAGGGUUCUGAAACAUCAUCUUUUGUUGAAGAGGCAAGAAGAGGAAGUCAAGUUAAACAAAGAGUCUGACAGGAUGUUGGAGGAACUAAAAGAGUCUGCUCUGAAGGAAAGAGAGAAGCAGCUUCAUGAGCUCAGGGAGGAGAGUGAAGACCUGUUAAAAGAAUUGCGUAUUACACUUGAAGAAGAAAGGGCAGCAGAGCGUGACAGGUUGGAGGCUCAAAAGAGGUUGGAGAUUGAACGUCUAAAGGCUAAUUCAGAAGAAAAGCUGCAAGUAGAGAAAAAGAAACUCCAGGAAGAGAAACAAAACCCUUUUAAACAGGAGUUCCUUGGUACAGAGAGGAGGAGGGAGAUGAUUGGUCCACGUCCUGAACAGCAGCUAACAGACUACCACAGAGAGCUUUCUGAUUUGCUCCUGGAAGUGCGGGAGCAAGUGCAGCGUGACCAUGAGAAGAAGUUAGAACAGCUGAGGGAAGAACACAGGCGAGAGCUGAACAUCAUCAGAGAGAAACAAAUGGAGGAGGAAAGUAUCCAGAGGGACCGCUUGCUUUCUAAUCAUCAGUUUGACAGAGACCAUCUUCAGGCCUCACAUGCUAUACACUUGGAAAGACUCCGCAAGCAACUUGACAGUGAAAUAGAGAAGGCACAACUGACACAUUCACACAGGGAAUCAGAACUUAAGGAUCUUUUCAGUCAGUUGGAGCUGAGAGCAAAAGAGCUGAAGAGAGAGGAAGAAAUGCUGUACUCCAAGACAGCAGAUCUGAAGAUGAAGAGGAAGAUACUAGGGGAAGAGGAGGAAGAUGUCAACAAACGGACAGGGGCCUUACACAAAGUGACUCUGGAGAGAGAACAGCUGAACCUGGAGCUGGAGAGAAUGAGGGAGGAGCAAUCUCACACUCGAGAAAUCCUCCGUGUGGCACGGGAGGAGAGGAAUGAGGCCCGGCAGAAGGAGGAGAGGUUGAGGGAGGAGCGAGACAAAGUCAGGGAUGAAAGCAGAAAGGUGAAGGAGGAAAAAGAGCGACUGGAGAGCAAGGUGGCUUUUCUGGAGCAAAGAUGCAACCGGCUUAGUCACAGAGUCAGUGAGUUGGAAUUACAUGGAGGAUGCACCAGCAAGCAAAACAUGGACAAAAACAGGGUGAUGUCGCCCCCUAUUGGCCAAAGAGACUCAUCACUACAAGUAAAUGAGCUGGAGGAACCGGUCUCCACUGUACCUGACAGUAAUGGCGACAUCUUUGAAUUUGGUGGGUUAAAUUCAUCCAUCCAAAAGACUCAAAUAUUCCUUGAGAAGGAAAGCAACCGACAAAUGCAGAGACAGACUUUGCAUGUGGCCCAGAACAAUUCCGCACAGCAAUCCAAGGUGGACAGAAGGGAGACAGGAAAUUUGUCUGAACUCCAGCAGUUGGUAAAGAGUGGAAAUACAUUCAACCAUAGAAAAGAACAUCUCGACAGUUCUAUCGCUGAGGAGUCCUUCCUUCGAGGUGCGUCGCUUUUGGCUGGCAAGAGGAAGGUCACCUUUGAUCUAACAGAUUCAGACCUUAGUAGCACUGUGGACCCACCUGAUGUGAAAGGAGGCAAUGUGACAUUUUUGGCCAAAGUCCAGGAGUUAGCAGAGUCCCAACAGCAGAUCUCAGGCCAGCUCAACACUGUUUUGGGUGCUUUGGGAUCAUUAACCCAGAAGCAUAGCAAUGCAUCUCUCCCAGCCUUUCCUGCACCCCUGUCUUAUUGUACUCCUCUCACAAGUGAUUCACCCAGUCCACGCCCAACGUCUUUAGGCCAACCCAACUCUCCACUCUGGAAGUCAUCAACACAAGGUGGCUCUGGAAUGACUACCUACUUGGACAGGUCCAUCACAAGUGGACUGAGAUCAUCUGACGAGGUCACUCGGCGCAGAUGGAGAGAGAUCUUUCCUGAAGCAGCAGCACUCAACUCCAUUACCCUGAGGACAUACACGUCCGAUGUAUCCUUUACUCCUGCUGGCCUGCAUGUUCAAAAGUCUAUGAAAGUGGAUGGCCAUAGACUGCAGAAACUUAUUGACAGCAACAAGAGGUGGCUGGAGAUGCGAAAGAAAGAGAGCAGCAUACCUCUGUUCACUCGCUAUCAGGCUUCAUCCUCCCAGAACAACCUUGUCCAACUGGGCCUGGAUGACAAGGACCAGAUCAGAGUCUACCAUUACUAAUGACACAACACACUGUGGCGUCCUGCUGGGCUUUCUUUCUGAGGACUUCUUGAGAAAAAAUGCCAACACAACUCUAAUUUUCAAAUGUGACACUUAAUUCAGUUCUAUAAACCAUUUGUUUAUUUUGUCACUCUUAGCUAUGUGGUGCUAUAGGUCGGAGACACCACCUCGAUCAAGGUCUUUUAGAUGUCCUAUUUUUGACAAAAAAAAUUUACAUGCGGGUCCACUACAAGACAAAAAAGGUCUCCAUAUAUAGAGAGAGUGUCAGAGAUGACAAUUUACCUGAGGUUGCUGCCGAAAUCAUUUCUCUACCUGUCCAAUUAUUCAAUGUGUUUACAUUUGAAGCAAAACCCCUGUGCUGGACACAGAGUUUAAUCAAUAAUUUCCAGAGAUUCCUUCUCAUUCAAGCAAGAAUCCAACCUAAUUUGACAGGAAACUGAUCCAAGAAACCCCAAAAUGUCAUCAAACAUGUUUUCAUCGUUCUUCUGGGGAAAAAAACAAAGCUUUCAAGCACUACACUGUGUUAUGUGUUUAUUUAACUUGAAGUUUGGUACUCAUGUUGUCUCUGUAAAUUUACAGUGUAAAUGUUUUUGUGAGAGACUUGUAUUAUAUUUUCCUUCUUGAAUCUUUAAAACCUUAAUGCCAUUGAGUUACAGCUACUUCAUUUUAUCAGUACUGUAGUUGUGAGCUUUAUGUAUAUUUCUAUAUUUCCAUAAGUGUUUUUUUUACAUAGUAUAUUUUUGCAUUUUCUGCCAAAAGUUAUUUUAAAUUCUGUAUCAAACAUACAUGUGCUGAAGAUGAAUUACAUUGUACAGAGCAUAUUGAAGUAGAAUAAAACAUUGAAAAACUG
This is a messenger RNA of Syngnathoides biaculeatus (alligator pipefish), 5630 nucleotides long. Its product is annotated as centrosomal protein of 164 kDa-like. Gene Ontology annotation, molecular function: protein binding. The record is from RefSeq and is a predicted model, not a curated record. Bases 158 to 4780 code for a protein of 1540 amino acids. Lineage: Eukaryota; Metazoa; Chordata; Actinopteri; Syngnathiformes; Syngnathidae. The transcript is spliced from 27 exons.